UGAGUCCAACCCCAGAUCCAGUUCCAGACCCAGUCUUGGACCCAGCCCCAGAUCCCGAUCCCAUCCCGAUCCCGGUUUUCCAGCUGUGCCGUGCAGGCGCUGAAGGCGAUGCUGGCGCGGGCCGGCAACGACGACGUCGUGCAGGACGUGGGAAGCGCCGGGGGCUGGGAACUGAUGGAAAUUCCCGAGCGGCACCACGACGGAAUCGCCCUCCUGGCCAGGGCCAUGGCUCGGCUCUGCGGGCCCCGGCUGCCGCCGAUCGUCCGGAGCCUCAUCCCGGCGCUGGGAAGCGCCUUGGACUGCCAGAGGGUGACCAGCAGCGCCUUCCUGGCCGAGCUCCUCAACCACAACGUGGUGAACGACCUGGUGCUGCUGGAGCCGAUCCUGGACGCGCUGACGGCUCUGGAGAAGGAUUCCUGCCUCCUGGUGCGCGUCCUGGCGCUCCGGGGGCUCGGCAACGUGGCCUCGGGAUCCCCGGAAAAGAUCCGGAGGCACGGCUCGCAGCUGCUGGCCUCCAUGGUCAACGGCAUGGACGACAAGGACGAUCCCAACAAUCUGCUGGCGCUGGAGGCCAUGUCCAGCCUCUCCAAAAUCCUGGAUCACCUGGAAGAGCGGGACGUGCAAUCCAUGCUGCUCCACAUCGCCAUCCGCAUCCGGCCCUUCUUCGACAGCGUGAGGAGCCAGCCCGGAAUUCCCGGAGGGCUGCACUACGGCGAGUUCAUCAACGGCGUCUGCAAGUUCCUG
Pyrgilauda ruficollis (rufous-necked snowfinch) is the source of this 744-nucleotide messenger RNA. Its product is annotated as maestro heat-like repeat-containing protein family member 1. NCBI's taxonomy places the organism in Eukaryota, Metazoa, Chordata, Aves, Passeriformes, Passeridae. The record is from RefSeq and is a predicted model, not a curated record. The annotation marks the transcript as partial. The transcript has 5 exons. Gene Ontology annotation, cellular component: cytoplasm.